AUGGUCCGCAUCCUCAUCACCGGCUCCGCCGACGGCUUCGGCCUGGAAGCCGCCCGCCAACUCGUCCAGCGCGGCCACACCGUCUACCUGCACGCACGCAACCAAGACCGCGCCGCCCACGCCCAAGCCGCCUGUCCCGGCGCCGCGGGAGUGUUGGUUGCCGACCUCAGCAACCUCGAAGCAACGCGCCAGUUGACCGAAGAAGCCAACGCCAUCGGCACAUUCGACGCGGUGAUCCUCAACGCGGGAAUGCUCUCCGGGCCCUUCCGCAAAACCCCGGAUACCGGCAUCCCAGCCAUGGUGUUUGUCAACGUCGUGGCGCCGUAUAUCCUUGCCUGCUUGCUGCAUCGCCCGAAACGGCUGAUCAUCAUAUCCUCGCAGUUGCACCGCAGUGCCCGGAAUACUACCGUGGAGGAUAUUUUCUGGCUGAAGCGCGGCGAGCGCACCUUCCAGGAUUUCCAGGCGUAUUGUGAUUCGAAGUUUCAUGUUAUGUUGAUUGCGAAUGCAUUUGCGCGAUUGUGGAAGGGGACGUCGAGUGUGAUUUCUGUGCAUCCGGGGUGGGUGGCUACCAAGUUGGGGGGUGCGGGGGCGCCGGAUCGGUUGGAGGAUGGGGUCGAGACGUAUGUCAUGCUGGCGGAGGGGGAGUAUGACCAGAGUAUCACGGGGGCGUACUUUGAGCCCAAGAGGAAGCGCGGUACUGCUCUUCCGGCCACGGAAGACGUUGCGCUUCAGGGGAAAGCUGUGAGAGCCUGUGAGGAGGUCACGGGCUUGAAGAUGCCGGCUUAGCGAGGCCUUGGCUUCUCUGGCUUGCUGUUCGUAGGAGAAUGUAUUAUAUAUUAUAAUACUUAUAGCAUAAUCCAGCUGUGAAAGGCUAUUCCUCAAUUACCUUAACAAAAAUCCUCUUCGGCUUGCGUGUUACCAACAUGCAUAAAACAUGUUUUGAGGGGAAUGCCGGUAGAAAACCUAUCUAAGACUCGCCACGGACUUGAGGUUCUUGGAGUAAAGUGCUGGCAUUAAGUCGUAGUGCUGAUUCACUCGAAUGCUCUGAGAGUCCUGUGAUAGUAUCAGAAUAAGCUAGGAAUACCUGUCAAGACUGAAAGAGAAAUUAAUUGCCAAUUUGCACUAGAGUACUGUAAUUCUUGAUAGCUUGGCUGCCG
Molecule: messenger RNA, 1157 nt
Organism: Aspergillus japonicus CBS 114.51
Lineage: Eukaryota; Fungi; Ascomycota; Eurotiomycetes; Eurotiales; Aspergillaceae
Product: putative short chain dehydrogenase/ reductase
Exons: 1
Coding region: 1-786 (261 amino acids)
Source: RefSeq, a predicted model, not a curated record